ACACUUUCAGUGCACACGACCUCCCCCACACACGCUCGCAAACAUGUCAGAAACCAACGGCGCUCCGGCCGAGCAGCCUCAAUCGCUACCAGAACGACCCAAAGGCGAGGAAGAGGGAGAGAAGGGCCCGUCGAAAAAUGCAUUGAAGAAGGCUGCAAAGGACAAGGAAAAGGCGGAGAAGGCUGCGAAACGCAAGGCGGCCGAGGAGGCGCAGAAGAAGGAGUCUGAGGCCAACGAUGUGUCUGCGGAGGACUACGGCGAGCUGCCCAUGAUCGGAUCGAAAGCAUACACUGCUCCCUCGGUGCCGACGACGUGGGUCGAGCUCGCGGAGAUCGCUCAGCGGUAUUCCUCCCAGUCCGAGACUGAGGGGGUGGGUGCGCAGAUUGUGUUCCGUGCUGCGGUGGAGAAUGCGCGUAACCAGUCGGCCAAGCUGUCCUUCCUCGUCUUUCGUCAGGGUGCGGACAGUAUCCAAGCCGUCGUGGCCGCGAGCGAGAAGCUGAGCCGACAGAUGGUCAAGUUUGCUGGCAGCAUCCCCGCCGAAAGCAUCGUCGAUGUGCACGCGGAGGUGCAGAGGCCGCGAGAACCGGUCAAGAGCACGUCCAUCCAACAUCUGGAAGUGCACGUCCAGAAGUUGUAUAUUGUCUCCAAAGCAGAGGCACAACUGCCAUUGCAGGUCGCCGAUGCCGAACGGCCGAUCCCCGAGGAAGGCAAGGAAGACCAGCAAGAAGACGAAGGGCGACCGAUUGUGGGACUGGCCACCCGACUGAACAACCGCGUCAUCGAUCUCCGAGCCCGACACAACGAUGCCAUCUUCGAGAUCAAGGCUGGCGUCGUGCAACUCUUCCAGGAAUUCCUCUUCGCUCGCAACUUCCGCCUCGUCCAGACGCCCAAACUCCUCGGCGCACCGUCCGAAGGCGGGGCCAGUGUCUUUGAGGUGUCGUAUUUCGACAAGAAGGCCUACCUUGCGCAGUCGCCGCAGCUGUACAAGCAAAUGCUCAUCGCGGCACGCAAGGAGCGCGUGAUGGAGGUGGGCACGAUUUUUCGGGCGGAGAACAGCAACACCGCACGCCACUUGACCGAGUUCAUCGGGCUGGACUUGGAGAUGGCGUUCAAGGAAGACUACCACGAGGUGGUGACGCUGCUGGAAGAACUGAUGCUGCAUAUCUUCAACGGCUUGCGCACGCGCUACAGCAAAGAGACGGACCUGGUGCGCUCCAUCUACCACGUCGAGGACUUCAAGCUGCCCGCCGCCGGCGCCGUGCCGCGCCUCAGCUUCGCCGAAGGCAUCCGCAUGCUCAAAGACGACGGCGUGGAGAUUGGCGAGUUCGACGACCUGUCCACGCCCGACGAGAAGCGGCUGGGCGCGCUCGUGCUGAAGAAGUACGGCUCCGACUUCUACGUCCUCGACCAGUACCCGCUCGCCAUCCGCCCCUUCUACACCAUGCCUUCCGCCGCCACGCAGGCGGCGUACGACGCCAAGGACCCCAACGCGGGCUACAGCAACAGCUACGACUUCUUCAUGCGCGGGCAGGAGAUCAUGUCGGGCGCGCAGCGCAUCCACGACGCCGCCUUCCUCGAGCGCCGCAUGAAGGAGCACGUCGCGCCCGUGGACCCGCAGAGCGAGGGGCUCAGGGACUACGUGAAUGCUUUCCGGUACGGCUGUCCGCCGCACGCGGGUGGUGGCAUUGGGUUGGAGCGGAUUGUCAUGUUGUGGUUGGGGCUGCCGAAUGUGCGGUUGGCGAGUUUGUUCCCCAGAGACCCGGGACGAUUGAUGCCUUGAAGGGUGGGGCAUGGGCAGCAUCACCACGGGCAAAAGGGCAUUUCGAAGGUUAAUGUAGACAUAGAAUAAUGCCCUCCAAUACCGCACAAUCAGCCAAUAGACUGCACUGCUCUCAUGAA
Neohortaea acidophila is the source of this 1899-nucleotide messenger RNA. RefSeq lists its product as uncharacterized. Gene Ontology annotation, molecular function: ATP binding; aspartate-tRNA ligase activity; RNA binding. NCBI's taxonomy places the organism in Eukaryota, Fungi, Ascomycota, Dothideomycetes, Mycosphaerellales, Teratosphaeriaceae. Gene Ontology annotation, biological process: aspartyl-tRNA aminoacylation. Gene Ontology annotation, cellular component: cytoplasm; cytosol; aminoacyl-tRNA synthetase multienzyme complex. The record is from RefSeq and is a predicted model, not a curated record. Bases 44 to 1780 code for a protein of 578 amino acids. The transcript has a single exon.